This is a messenger RNA of Schistocerca serialis cubense, 1659 nucleotides long. Its product is annotated as sialin-like. The record is from RefSeq and is a predicted model, not a curated record. The transcript is spliced from 10 exons. Lineage: Eukaryota; Metazoa; Arthropoda; Insecta; Orthoptera; Acrididae. Gene Ontology annotation, molecular function: transmembrane transporter activity. Gene Ontology annotation, cellular component: plasma membrane. Bases 38 to 1582 code for a protein of 514 amino acids. Gene Ontology annotation, biological process: transmembrane transport; monoatomic anion transport.
UUCAGUUCAUCUUGCAAGCUCAGAGGCUCAUCGCAUCAUGGCGUCCGAAGGAUGCAGUAUCAAUGCCAGGACAGUUCUUUGGUAUUUGAUAUUUAUUGGUACAGCAGUUAAUUACAUGAUCCGCACCAACAUCAACAUUGCUAUAGUAGACAUGGUAAUCAGGCGGCCAUCAAAUCCUCUGAGUAAUGCUACUAAUAUUGUCAGUGAAUGUUUCAACCAUGAUGACAUAUCUGGUUCAGAAUCUGCAUCAAACAGCAGCAGCUCUUCACCAAACAAAAUUGAUGAUGGACAUACUCGGUAUGAUUGGGAUGAGUAUCAGCAAGGCAUGAUCCUUGGGGGCUUUUUUUCUUGUUACUGGUCAUCUCAAGUUCUUGGUGGAGUCUUAGCCCAAAAAUUUGGAACAAAGAAAGUGUUUGGGCUGUGCACAUUGGCUAUUUGCCUACUUUCUAUAUUGAUUCCAGUGGCUGCAACCAUUGAUUAUAGAGCUGUUGUAGUAAUCAGAUGCAUGCAGGGAUAUUUUGGGGGCCAUGCACUACCUUCAUUGCACUGCAUGACUGCUAACUGGAUACCUCCAAAUGAAAGAAGCAAGUUUGUCACUGCGUAUGUUGGUAGCUCUGUGGGGGCUGCUCUUACCUACCCUGUGUGUGGUCUCCUCAUUGCGUGGUUUGGUUGGCCUGCUGCAUUCUACAGCACAGGAGGACUAGGGAUAGUAUGGUUUGUAGCCUGGAUGUUCCUUACGUAUGACACACCUGCCAAACAUCCACGUAUUAGUGAAGAUGAGAGAGAAUAUAUAGCAACAAGUUUAGGGAAGACUAUUGUCAAGAGAAAACCACCAAUUCCAUGGGGUAAAAUUCUAACAUCAAAAGCCUUCAUGAUGUGUGUUAUUGCUCACUGGUCCAUUAAUUGUGGGCAGUUCACUUUGUUGACUCAUGCACCCAUAUUCUUCAAAUACAUCUAUGGGUGGGAUGUAAAGAAGGCUGGUGUUCUCUCUGGAGUGCCUCAUGCUUGCAGGAUGAUGUUUGCAUUCCUUAUUUCUGCCAUCUGUGAUUACAUGUUAGUAAAAGAAGUUACUUCAAGGACAAAUGUACGGAAAUUUGCAAAUUUUGUCUCCUGUGCUUGCCAGGGAAUUAUGAUGCUGGCCCUAGCAUUUUGUGGAUGUAAUGCAAUUGCUGCAGUUAUUUGCAUUGCAGCUGCCACAGGCUUUAGUGGUGGACAAAGUUCUGGACCACUUUCUACCUAUGUUGACCUAUCUCCCAACUAUGCAAGUGUAACGUAUGGCAUAAGCAACAUGGUUAGUGCUACUCCAGGAUUCUUAGCACCAAUAAUUGUCAGUACACUUACGUACCAAAAUCAAACAUUUGGUCAGUGGCAGAAGGUGUGGCUGCUGAUUGCAAUAAUCUUGAUGAUAGCUGGAGUCCUUGCCCUUUUCCUUACUGAUGCCACACUUCAGCCUUGGAACACACCUGAGACAGAAGGAGCUGAGCUGAAAAACCUUGACAAUCAGUAUGAUGAGAAAGGGAAUCCAAUAAAUGAUGUAAAUGUUAUUGUGAAAGAAAGGAAAGCUAGUUUGAUUGUUGACUGAUCAUUUGAUCUACAACAAUUGCGUGAAAAACUGAGGACUGUUUUUCAGUAUUGAAACUGUAACCUGUGGUAAUUAUA